GCAUUUGGCAACACUCUCUGGUACAUUAUGUGAUUUUGGGGGCUGUCCUGGCCAGGACCGGGAGCUGGAACCGGACGAUCCUUACUGCUCCCUUCCCACCCCGGCUGUUCAGUGAUUCCGCGGCUCCAAGUCCCGCCCGCCUUGCGCUCAUUGCGGCAGCGCAGGCGCGGUGCCAGCCCCGGCCCGGAAGUACGGCGGCGGCGGCGGCGAGCGGCACCUCCUUUAAUACUCAUAAUUAAAAUGGCAAAAACAACUGAUCCUUCUGAGAAACUGAUUAUCCACUCCAAAGCUCACAAAGAUACCAUUCUAGCUAAUUUUGAGGAACAAAGAAAAAAGGAUUUUCUUUGUGACAUUACUCUGAUAGUGGAGAAUGUGCAAUUCAGAGCUCAUAAAGCUUUGCUGGCUGCCAGCAGUGAAUACUUCUCAAUGAUGUUUGUAAAUGAGGGUGAAAUAGGGCAAUCAAUUUACAUGUUGGAGGGAAUGGUUGCAGACACCUUUGGAGUUCUGCUAGAAUUUAUCUACACUGGUUGCCUCUGUGCCAGUGAGAAAAGCACAGAACAAAUCCUGGCUACUGCACAACUUCUGAAAGUGACUGACUUGGUGUGGGCCUGUACAGACUACCUGGAAAGCCGCAGCCCUGGUAGUGCAUUGCCAGCUCCAGCUGAAAGUGGAGCUUCUGUUGUUGGAAGUGACAGGAAAAAAGAUGAUCCACCAAAGCGAAAGCGGGGGCGACCAAGGAAAAUCAAGGUUGUCCAAGAAGAAGAAGAAGAAGAAGAAGAAUUGGGAGCAAAUUCCACUGAAGAUGGGCAGCUGAGAGAGAACAACUCUGUGCAAAAUGAGCAAAAUUAUAUGAAAAAAGACACUGAAGUAGAAGAAACAGUUGCCAGUGAACAGGCUUCAGUGAGAAAAGAUGGAGAAGAAACUGAACCUGCUUGUGGAUCAGAGGCUGCUGUUGAUCUGUCAGCUGAGAAAGAUGAAAACUACGAUCCCAAAUCUGAAGGAAUACAGAGCACUCAGAGCCGUUACAGCAAACGUAGAAUAAGGAGAUCAAUCAAACUAAAAGAUUAUAAACUUCUUGGGGAUGAGGAUGAGAAAGGACUGGCAAAGAGAAGUGAUGGAAAAAGAAAACGUGCAGGUUCUGAAGCUCGCUGUAAAGACUGUGGCAAAGUAUUUAAGUAUAAUCACUUCUUGGCUAUUCACCAGCGAAGCCAUACAGGGGAGCGCCCUUUUAAGUGCAAUGAGUGUGGCAAAGGCUUUUCCCAGAAGCAUUCUCUUCAAGUCCAUGAGCGGAUGCACACUGGGGAACGGCCGUACACGUGCACCAUUUGCAGUAAGGCUCUGACAACAAAGCAUUCUCUUCUGGAGCACAUGAGCCUACAUUCAGGGCAGAAAGCUUUUACCUGUGAUCAGUGUGGGAAAUAUUUCAGCCAAAAGAGACAGCUCAAGAGCCAUUAUCGACUACACACAGGCCGCUCACUGCCGGAAUGUAACCAGUGUCGUCGCAAAUUCAUGGAUGCAGCUCAGCUAAAGAAACAUCUAAGAACACAUACAGGUGAGAAGCCCUUCACUUGUGAGAUUUGUGGCAAGUCAUUUACAGCUAAAAGUUCGCUUCAGACUCAUAUUAGAAUUCAUAGAGGAGAAAAGCCAUAUUCUUGUGAUAUAUGUGGAAAAUCCUUCUCUGAUUCCAGUGCUAAGAGAAGACACUGUAUCUUACACACAGGCAAAAAGCCUUUUGCCUGCCCAGAAUGUAGUUUGCAGUUUGCUCGUCUGGACAAUCUGAAGUCGCAUCUGAAAAUUCACAGCAAGGAAAAGCAGUUUCAGGAAGUCAGCACUGCCCCAAGCACCAACGCUCAUCCGGAAGAAGUGAGAAACAUUCUCCAGCUGCAGCAGUACCAACUUGCCACCUCGGGAGGGCAGGAAAUUCAGCUGCUGGUUACAGAUGCAGUACACAACAUCAACUUCAUGCCCAGCCACAAUCAAGGCAUCAGUAUUGUGACUGCAGAAAAUGCCCCCAGCAUGACAACGGAGCAGGCCGCGAACCUCGCGCUCCUUGCACAGCCUCCACAACAGCUGCAAAACUUGCUGCUUUCAGCUCAGCAGGAGCAAGCAGAACAAAUCCAAAGUAUCAAUGUGAUUGCAAACCAAAUAGAGGCUGCCCAGUCUGAACAAAUGCAUGUCAUAACUCUUUCAAAGGAAGCGCUAGAACAUCUCCAUGCUCAUCAAGGACAAAAUGAACAAAUCCACUUGGCGGGAUCUUCACAUCCAGCUCAGCACGUGCAGCUGGCUCAGGAAUCAAGUCAGCAGUCUCAUUCUAGCCACAAUACAGUUCCUUCCCAUCAAGUCAGUGAAGAACAGAAUCAAAGUGUACUUGUUUCUGAAUCCCAUCAGCAGCCUCUGUCAGUAAAUGAGUCAUCUCAUGAGCAUCCUAUGCAAGGACAGGCUUUCUGAAAUGCUUGUUUGUCAGCAGAGGGCUAGGACAGAGAAUGCUUCUCAUCCAGGCACGAAUUACAUGUGUCACACUUUUUUGGUUUUUUGCAAGAUAAGCUAUCCAAAGAUGCAUUUCUUGGUGAUUUUGGAUGGGUGACAGUUUUUGUAACCACAUUUAUUUUAGACUGUUUUGUUUUUCUGGACUGGUAUUUCUUUACCACUUAGUCCAUACCUCAGAAGCAAUUAAUGUGGGGUUUUGUGCCUCAUACACAUCUCUGCCUCCUGAGAAGAUAUUCAGCCCUUAUUUGCAUUUCUGUGUGACUCUCCAGAGAAGUUCAUCUUGCUGGUAGGAGAACAAUGUUUAGGACAUCUGCUGGUCACAAAGUACCGCUUCUCUGACAAACUUAACAUUAUACCUGAGCUGCUGUCAAGCUUAAGACAACCAGUACUUUUUGCAAAGCUAACACCAUAUGUCUUACGUUUAAUGAGCUUUCUCUCUGCAGGUUAAUGUAUAGUUCUCUAUAUAAUUUUUCCCUGAAGUGCAUUAUGAGUUUCUGACUGCCAAAUUCAUUUGGUGUGGGUUGAAACUGUUGCAGCCUUUAACCGGCCCUGAAUCUUCCCUCCUGUUUACUGUGUGCUAUACACAUUUUGCUCCUCAGAAAGGUUUAAGCCAUUGCACUUGAAUAGUGGCAAUGAGAUGUGAUGGUUACACUGGAGAACUGAAACCCCCAAAUUCUGCUCUGUUAGUUCUACCACUCACUCUCUGUGUGACUGUGGGCAAGGUAGUUGACCUCUGUGCCUUAUUUCAUCAUCUAGUAAGUGGGGAUAGUGUUCACACACCUCUGCCAAGCACUUUGAAGAGCUCUUGAUGUUAAAGGCACUGUCUACUGAAGUGCAGAACUCUCUUCCUGAAAGGAUUCUGUCUAAGCUUAGGAGCCACUGUAUAUUUAAAGUGUUAUUUUUUGUACUUUUGAGAGAAGAACCUAAUCUUACUUUAAUAUAUGUUAAGACUGGUAAUUGUUUAUGUGAGGAUUCAAUGAAGAGCAUCACUUCAGAGCAUAACAAGUUACAUAAAUGGGGCACAUCACUUAAAGUUGUACAACUAUUUUUGUUGACUAAAUUAGAUGUGUACAGAUUGUUUUCAGUGACUGACUGCUAACAAAAAAAAAGAUUUGACAUUACAAUAAAAUGCCUUGCCAAAA
Molecule: messenger RNA, 3629 nt
Organism: Poecile atricapillus (Black-capped chickadee)
Lineage: Eukaryota; Metazoa; Chordata; Aves; Passeriformes; Paridae
Gene: ZBTB24
Product: zinc finger and BTB domain containing 24
Exons: 7
Coding region: 241-2448 (735 amino acids)
Biological process (GO): regulation of transcription by RNA polymerase II
Cellular component (GO): nucleus
Molecular function (GO): protein binding; DNA-binding transcription factor activity, RNA polymerase II-specific; RNA polymerase II cis-regulatory region sequence-specific DNA binding
Source: RefSeq, a predicted model, not a curated record